AAAAAUUUUUGUGCAGAACAACAAGACCUCCGCGGAAGAACACAGCGCAGUCACUUGUGUAUCUUAUUUCUAUGGAAAGGUAGCGGGAAAUAUCAAAACUUCGACACAGAAUGCUCUGUUACGUGUCCCUGCCUGACUUUGUCCUUAAAGAGUUCAAAAUUCGAGAUAAAGCGAGAGGACAAGACCUUUUAGAAGAGGUUCGUUGUUUUGUUCUUCUCUGGGCUCAAAGUCCAGCAAUUUGCUUUCAAAGUAUAUUUUCUGAUGUAACUUUUUUCCUUCGCGUUAACUCGUCAUGAUUCUCUUACUUCCCUUCCUUAGGUGUGCAAAAGACUUGGGAUAAUUGAACUAGACUAUUUUGGAUUACAGUUCACAGGCCCAAAGGGCGAAACACUUUGGCUCAACACCAGAAAUAGAAUUCGACGUCAAAUCUCUGGUACACCACCGUAUCGCCUACAGUUCCGUGUAAAAUUUUUCGUCCAACCACAAUACCUACUUCAAGAUUCCACCAGGUACAAUCUAAAAAUGGUUUACGAGUUUGUAAAUCGUGGCAAUGGUCUUAACCAUAAUUCUCUUUAUUAUUUUCCUUUGGCGCUAUCUUCAACAGUAGCUUACUUGUCAUGUUGAGUUGAAUGGUGUCAGCUGUACACUCAAAUGUUACCAUUUUUUUCUUUGAAGGCAUCAGUAUUUUCUCCAUUUGAAAAACGAUUUGGAAGAAGGGAAAAUUAUCCCAGAUCCGGAAAAAGCGGCAGCGGUAUAUGCGUUGAUCGCACAAGCAACCAUUGGGGACCAUGGCGAUUCCUACUCUCCGUGUGAUUAUUGUCAGGCAUCAGAAAUUGAAUCACAGUGGAGCUCAGAGUUUCGUAGCAGUGUUUCAGAGGAACAUGCUAAGCUCAAAGGCGUUCGAUCGGCGGCAGCGAAGCAAUUUUUCAUCAAAGAACUGUCUCUGAUGGAAAAUUAUGGAAUAGAGUAUCAUCUUGCAAAGAACGAAUCAGGAAAUACCCUUCACAUCGGUGUUGGAAGCGAGGAGAUAAAAAUCUUUGAUGCCGACUUCAACUUUGUUGAAAGGUAGGUGUUAAGGCUUAUUAACUUUUAUCAUGAACAUUCUGGAGUAAAAAGGACCUCUCAGGCUAACGAUGGGAUCUUUGGAAACAAACAACAGCCCUAGUGAAUUUAAAGCUUUUAUUUCAUAGCUAAUUAAACCCAACUUGUGCCAUUAGAAUCUAUUUGCUGCUACACUUUAUAUUCGACCUAUUUGUUAACAAAACGUUUACAUGUUUUAUCCCGUGGUUUCUAUUCUAAAUCAAGACAUUUCCAAUGUAUAAAAUCAAAUUUUCCUUGGGAAUGGUUCGUCAAAAGGCCUGUUUACGCAGCAUGUAUGCACGAGAGACAAGAAAUACCCUUAAGUCAUUUCCUCAUAUCGAGGAAAAAUCUAAUUUCUUUCGGAUAUGUAAUAUGUAAACCACAACACUUCUUCAUUUGUUUAAUAUUUUGAGUUUUGUACCUCGAUAAUCAGUCCCUGCCACUCGUGAAAUGAUUCUUACUCGAAAGCAAUAUGUCUGCCUCAACCUCGACCGUCCAUACACCUAAGGUCUCUCUGAUUUGUAGAAGAACUGCGAGCACUUUUUCAAUAUGAUACGACUAAGUUUUCAGGAACAAACCCUAUCGAUAAGGUACUAAUGUGCUAUUUCGUGAGUCCUUUAAGGUGAAAGUUCAUUCUUAUAACAAAGUACGUGAUGUUUAUUGAUUAAGUUCACGCGUGUUGCUUCGAGGCUUGUGAAUUUUUGAUCAUGAACAGCCAGCAAAAAUGAAUCACUUGUACAAUAAAAUAUAUUUCAGGAUAAAAAAGCCACUUUAUUCUUACUCCAUUCGCCUAAAUUGUUCUCUACUGUACGAAAAAGUGUUUUGAUCCGCAGGAGAAAUUGCCAUAUUUCAUUAUAGCGUCCGACGCGACCAGUUUGUUUAUUUAGUAUCCAGCCAAAUGUCAUCACAUUUAAAAUGAGGGCUUUAGCUGACUUUUUUGUUGUUGUCGUAACCUUGUUCUAACAGCAUCCUUUUCUUUGUAUGUCCUACAAAGUACAUGUAGAAGACAUUUAUUAGGGCAUUAAGAUCUAUAUUUAGGAAAAAUGGAGUAAGAUUUUGCAUGCGUAAAAUUCAACUGUGACCUUUCAAUAAGUGUUACCUUCAUUACUAUGAGGCAAAGCAUCCCACAAUUGCACUAGCUAAGUAUUCCUAAUUUCCAAGUUUUCAUUUAGCUUAAAAUCUCUAAGGGAGAAUUAUCAAAAGUAGAUUGUGACGAAAGUGAUAUUAAAAAAUUUACAUAAUUUUUAUGGCUGCAAGCCAAGUUGUAAAUUUACGUGGACAAAAGGGAAUAUUCUUUUGCCAGUUUUUUGCAAGGGGUUUCCUCAUGUUGCCUCUUUCAGAAUGAUGGAUACUGGCAAACAUAAAUAUGCACUAAGCACAGCAAAACCUCAACAUUGACUGUGACAGGAUUUCUUUAUUUUUGCCUUCUGAACCUCAAGAAGAGAAUAACUCUUGGAAAAAGCAGAUGAUGCAUUAAAUAAAAAGCUAUUGAUUAAAACAUUACUUUUUUGUGCUAAAUCUGAUUACCAUGAAUUGUGCUUGUAUGGGAAGCUGUAUUUUCCCCUUGUGAGAUGGAAAGAAUCAUUGAAAUACUGUGAAAGAGCUCUGUUAACCACUUAACAAAUGAGUAGUGACACUUAUCUUGAUUUUACAAUGUCGAUCUUGAUUUGAAUCCAAUUGAUUUUUGCUUUGGUUACUUUGCUUUAGCCCUUCAACUUCCAAGAUCUGAUUGCUUAUUCUCCCCUCUAGCUGCUACACAUUUUCUUGUAAAUUAAUUAGGAAAAUGUUUUGUUCGAUAAAGACAACAACUUCUACCUGAUAUCUUAAAGUAUUGUUAAAACUGUUAGCUGGAUAAUGUCUUAAUAUAGUAGGGAGGAGUUAAUUUUUUAUCACUUUUGGGAACUAAAGAGUUAAGUAUCAUAUUAAAUUGGUGUAAAACUUUGUAGUUAUGUUCCAUCUUAUUUACAUGUUAAAUCAGUUAUUAAGUUUUCAAAAUUUUACUUUCAGAUUUUUGUACAAUGGCCUCAAGAUGGCAACUCAUGUUAAGAACAAUCUUCACCUGAAAAUUAUAGCUGAUGAUGGUGAAUCUUUGUUUACAUUUCGACUCACCAGUCAGGAAGCUGCCUGUGCUUUGUACAGAUCUAUUACAGAGUAUCAUGCAUUUUACCGUUGUGAAACUGUUCGUAAUGCAGUCACUGAUCAAUUCACACGAGACUUGAAGGAAACCCUGAUCUCUUUCUUUGGAGACGAGGAAUCAGAGAAAAAGUACAUCUUUGAUGUACAAAGGACUUCUAAGGAAGUGUAUGAUCAUUGUCGGAGAGUUUUGUACAAGCGAGGAUGUGAUCCAAUUCAAAAUCCCCCUGCAAAGCGUCAAGUUGAAUUCAGACCUCAGACUGGUGAUGCAAAAGUUGCUCAACUUCAAGAACAGUUGACCAAGAUGGAGGACUCACUGAAGUGUAAGAUCUGCAUGGAUGCACAGAUUGACACUGUGUUUUGUCCAUGUGGACACAUGGUUUCCUGCAAUGUCUGUGCAGCAAAUAUAGAACUAUGUCCCAUUUGCAGAGCCCAGAUCCAGAAUGCUCAGCAUGUGUUCUUUCCAGUCACAGUGAGCUGAAAGUGAGGAGAGGACACCUGAACAGAAUGUUGAUAUUAUUUGACACUUUCUGUCAUUUCCAAGAACCUAGAACCUACCUCAACAUGACACAAAGGAACAACAAUUUGUCUAAGAAGACCCUGGUAAAGGAAGAGCACCUUUAACUGGCAUUAGUGGAUUUCAGAGCAGUCUUUCUAGCCACUAGUGUAGUGUGUUAGAGUAUAAGAACAUUUGGAUUGGUUUGUGAAGAUUAGGGUGAAGAGAGUAAUUAUGAACAAAAGCAGGAGUAUGUAAAAUACUUUCAAGCAUUUUGGUUUCAAGGGACAGCCUCCAAGGCAGAAGUAUUUUUGAAAGAGAGAAUAAUUUUUAAGGCUUUCAAUAACAUGAUUUGAGAGAAAGUUGAAAAGAUGUAUCUAUAAGUUGAAUUUAUAAGUCUCAGAGACUUCUUAUCACAAGAAAACAACCAGGGGUCUCAAACUAAAUGUUUGUUAUUAACAAGUUCUAAGUAUUUCACUGUUAUGAAUAGAAUCACCAUAGUUACUAUACCAGCCUAUUUCAAAGUUUUAGAACCUCUCAGGGAAAAGUGACAAAAUGCAUGUGUUUGUAGAUUAUGAGCAACAUGAACAAGUUUUUUAUCUGUUAGAGUGAGCUAGUUGUGAGUUUCAUUGGUUUGAGCUGUUACUUUUCCUUUGUUUAGUUUGAGGCUGUGAAGUGUGAACAUUUCUUGCGUUAACCUGAAUCCAAGUACCUAGCUCAGCAUAAGUGUAUCUUGAUCUGUACAGAUAGGAUUGUAUAUAAUAUGUACACACUUAUUGGACUAAGGUGCAUGUAUUAAUCAGGUUUGGCUUUUUGUGAUUGUGGCUAACACACACUAUAUAGAAAAUGAAUUGCUAAUGAAAUAUUUGAGAGAGUAAUAAUUAAGUACAAUUCUUGAAUAUCAUUUCAUUGCAUGGUAAUAUCACAGUUGCAGUAACAUGACACUUAAUUUGUUAAUGUUCUUAGCUUUUUAGUCUUAAAAGCAUUUGUGCUUCCUGAAGUUUUAUUGAGUUGUGGCAAACUUCACCUGUUGCCUAUCAUCUUCUAUAACUCGUCUUUCAUUUGUUUUCAAUCAUAAGCAGCAAACCCUAUAAACAGUCAAAGAUAAUUCGCUCAUGGUACAACAAAAUAUCUCAUCAUUUUUUAUCCAGCACCUUGGGUGCAUCAUGUUAUAUUUAAGUUUCUCAUUAAGUGCCUAUGUUAGGUCUGAAAUGUGGUGCAGGUUCAGCACAGUUCAGCAGAUUUUACUUAAUGUAUGCUAGAGUACCUCAAAUGCAACAAAUCAUUCUUAGAUUCCAUGUCCUUGUAAGGCUUUUUUCUUGAAAAUCUGAUAUCGCAAUUUUUUAUAGACUCUUCAGACUUUCAAAAAAUGAGGAUUUUUGUUAGGUCUGU
Molecule: messenger RNA, 5101 nt
Organism: Pocillopora meandrina
Lineage: Eukaryota; Metazoa; Cnidaria; Anthozoa; Scleractinia; Pocilloporidae
Source: the annotation of a GenBank genome assembly